CCAGUUCUAAAAAAAAAUAAAUUUUAAGAUUGUUGGGUAAUAUUAGAAGGAAGAUUCACCAAGACUUUUCACUUUUAGGCUUUUCUGAUUCUAGUUAAAAGUAAUUUUCUUUCAGUUUCAAGGGAGUUCAUUUUUGCAUCUCUAUUCAUUAACUUUAGUCAAGCAUCCACUCUGCAAAUAAGCCAUGUUUAAUGCACUGCUACUUAAUUUUUCAAACAUUUUGUAGUAAUUUUCCAAGUAGAACUGGCUGAACGUAAGCACUCAAUAAAAAAAAAAAAAUCUCCAAAUGAUAAUGUGCACUUUUCUAAAAGCCUUUGACUUGGUGGCCAGUAUACAAGUGAUAAACCUAAUUAGUGGGUGCUGGAGUUGCAGAAUUUAAUUUUCAGAUAAUCUAUUCAUCCUUUCUUGAUUGAUAGCAUUGGUAGUCAUAGCAGCAGAACUUCAUUUUUGGUUUUGCAUGUUAGAUAUAUCUGUUUCUCUAUGAUUGUUGGAAUUAUCAGUUCUUUCUUUUUCAUUGUGUUUGUUAGUUUUUCUUUAGAAACAUUUGUUAAGUGCUUGCUGUGAUAUUUAAUAGCCUUCAUGAUACCUGCAAGUGAAAACACCCUGCUAUGAAGAAGCAGAAACUGUUCAGUAGCCACUCAAAACCUCAAAUGAACUGCCAAACAGUGAAGACAGCAUGAGAAAACUCAAGCCCUCAGAAAGUUUUCAUAAAUGAAAGUUUAUUAGAAACAAGAACCACUUGGUGUGCAGGAGGCAACCAGAAGGGAAAAUGCAAUGUUGACAAAGCACGUGCCAAAAUGACAGCGAUGGACGUCCUGUCUGAAAGAUGUCCAGAGAAACCCAGACUUGUGUCCUGGGUAGCAAUUCAUGCUGUAUUUCUAAAACCCUCUUAUUUCUUUCAGGACUUCCCUCUAAUUCUUCAGGCUUCCGAUGUCUUACUGCUCUCAUGGGAUUUCUGAAUGUUGUAUUUCUGGGAGCCAUGAUCACAUUAAUUCAGCAAUGUGACUUACUCUCAAGUGACACAGGGAAGCCCAGAGACAAUCUUUCUGAAACUGGUACUGUCUUUGAGGAAGAUCUUCAUGAAAACAGAUUACUGACUACAUUAAAAGAAAGCUUAUGCAUGCAUACAAAUGACUCCAGAUGCGAACUCUGCCCCACUGGCUGGAAGUUGCACUAUGGGAGAUGUUAUUUCUACUCAGAAACUCGUGACACCUGGGAAAACAGUAGAAAGUAUUGCUCAGGAAAAAAAUCUGAACUCCUGAUUAUAGAGGAUGAGGCUGAAAUGGAUUUCCUAAACAAACUGAAGGAUAAAGACAUUGGCUUUGUUUGGACUGGAUUAAGCUUUGAUGAAGAGCAAGGCAGGUGGGUAUGGCUCAACGAUACCAGGCAUCCAAAGCACAGUUUUACAAUAAAAGGAAGGAAGAAAGAAGAGAAAUGUGCUGCCUAUAAGUUGACAGAAAUGCAUGCUGAUAACUGCCAUUCCCUGUACAAGUGGAUUUGUAAGAAAAGUGCAGUCCUUCUGGACAUCUAAGAUAUUAUUAAGUGCAAGCAAAUGGGUUCUUUGAAGGGUCUUUGGAGGCUUACACCACUUAAGAGUGGGUAGGAUAUCUGAUCUAAAAUGAAGGGAAAACUGUUGACCUGAAUUGUGAUGAAUCAAUGCAGUGUGAUUCUGUUUGUGAUUAAAGUCAAGGAUGAUUUCAGGCUUGUGUCUCUCUUCUUUUGAGAAUGGUGGCAUAAAAUCUGUGUGUCUUUGUGCAUGCUGAUGCAUUGCCCCUUAAAUCUAAUAAA
Messenger RNA from Cuculus canorus (common cuckoo), 1788 nucleotides. Its product is annotated as killer cell lectin-like receptor subfamily F member 1. NCBI's taxonomy places the organism in Eukaryota, Metazoa, Chordata, Aves, Cuculiformes, Cuculidae. The coding region runs from base 827 to 1531 and encodes 234 amino acids. The transcript has 5 exons. The record is from RefSeq and is a predicted model, not a curated record.